CCGUCUCCCCACGCUGCUGCUGGGGGGACUUUUUUAACAUAGGCCUCUGUAUGGCCUUCAAUUUUAGCUGCUUACGCUCCGCCACUCUGCCAUGGGCCCCUGUACCGCCUCCUCAUGCUGCUGCCAGGCCCGUAAUCUGCCAUGGGGCCCCCGUACCGACUCCUCAUGCUGCUGCCAGGCCCGUAAUCUGUCAUGGGCCCCUGUACCGCCUCCUCAUGCUGCUGCCAGGUCCAGAGUGUGUCAUGGGUCCCUGUACGGCCUCCCAUUGCUGCUGUCUCCAUCGCCACACUCUGCCAUGUGCCACUUUCAGGUCUCCUCACACUGCUGGUGGGUUCCAUUUUGUCAUAGGGUGCUGCUGUAUGGCCUCCCAUUGCUGCUGCCAGGCCCGUAAUCUGCCAUGGGCCGCCCCGUACCGACUCCUCAUGCUGCUGCCAGGCCCGUAAUCUGUCAUGGGCCCCUGUACCGCCUCCUCAUGCUGCUGCCAGGUCCAGAGUGUGUCAUGGGUCCCUGUACGGCCCUCCCAUUGCUGCUGUCUUCAUCAUCGCCACACUCUGCCAUGUGCCACUUUCAGGUCUCCUCACACUGCUGGUGGGUUCCAUUUUUGUCAUAGGGUGCUGGGUGCUGUAUGGCCUCCCAUUGCUGCUGCCAGGGCCCGUAAUCUGCCAUGGGCCCCCGUACCGACUCCUCAUGCUGCUGCCAGGCCCGUAAUCUGUCAUGGGCCCCUGUACCGCCUCCUCAUGCUGCUGCUGCCAGGUCCAGAGUGUGUCAUGGGUCCCUGUACGGCCUCCCAUUGCUGCUGUCUCCAUCGCCACACUCUGCCCAUGUGCCACUUUCAGGUCUCCUCACACUGCUGGUGGGUUCCAUUUUGUCAUAGGGUGCUGUAUGGCCUCCCAUUGCUGCUGCCAGGCCCGUAAUCUGCC
Staurois parvus is the source of this 920-nucleotide messenger RNA. The record is from the annotation of a GenBank genome assembly. Lineage: Eukaryota; Metazoa; Chordata; Amphibia; Anura; Ranidae.